Molecule: messenger RNA, 435 nt
Organism: Plasmodium adleri (nom. inval.)
Lineage: Eukaryota; Apicomplexa; Aconoidasida; Haemosporida; Plasmodiidae
Product: conserved Plasmodium protein, unknown function
Exons: 4
Coding region: 1-435 (144 amino acids)
Source: RefSeq, a predicted model, not a curated record
AUGAAGGAGAAAUGUAAUGAAGUAAAAUCAAAAUAUUAUAAAUGUUUAAAUAAAAGUAAUAGGAACCCUGGAAAAUGUAAAUCUUUUGAAAAUGAAUUAAGGCAGUGUUCGAAAAUUACAGGGGAAUCUUACUGUAUAAAUGAAAUUAAUAAUCUCAUGGAAUGUUCAAGAUCACCAGAUCCUUCCAUGUGUUCUAAGGAAUUUGUUCUUUUUCGUGAAUGUAAUAGACCAGAUGGACCCCAUAUUUUGAUUGAGGAUAACAAAUAUGUAAUUGCAAAAGAACACUUAGACAAAUACAACGUAGGUGAAUCUAUCAUUAGCCCAAUAGAAGCUCCUGAAAGAAAUAAUGCAAAUACUGCAUCAUUCUUAGAAAAAAUGAAAGAAGUAUUACAUCUUAAAAACUUUAAAGAAAAAUUUGUUGCAUAUAAAUGGUAA